Molecule: messenger RNA, 1367 nt
Organism: Colletotrichum destructivum
Lineage: Eukaryota; Fungi; Ascomycota; Sordariomycetes; Glomerellales; Glomerellaceae
Product: Putative alpha/beta hydrolase-1
Exons: 2
Coding region: 176-1198 (340 amino acids)
Source: RefSeq, a predicted model, not a curated record
CUCGGUGUUGUGAUAUAAACAAGACGCGCCCAAUCCCAUCCUAGGCUCAAAGUCUAAUACAUCAUGUCCCCUCGCACGCACCAGAAGCUGGCACUUUGCUCGUAAACGUCUACGGGGUUCUCUUGUCUAACUCUCGGCUGUGUGUGUUUGUCAUCAAAGGGGUCCGUCAGUCACAAUGAAGGUCCUCUCCCUCCUCACCACCCUCGCCGCGGCGGGCGUCGCGUUCGUGUCCGCCCAGGGCGUCAUCGACGACAACUCCGAGUCGUUCCCCGAAGACCUCAACGGCUCCAAUUUCACGUACCCGUGGCCCGUGAAGCUGUACAGGUUCACCUCGCAGCUGCAGCAGCUCGAGAUGGCCUUCAUGGACGUCGAGCCCAAGUGCAAGCCCAACGGCAAGACGGCCGUCCUCUUCCACGGCAAGAACUUUUGCGGCCCGACCUGGGAGACCACCAUCCGCGUCCUCGCCCAGUCCGGCUACCGCGUCAUCGCCCCGGACCAGGUCGGCUUCUGCAAGUCGUCCAAGCCCGAGCGCUACCAGUUCUCGCUGCAGCAGUUCGCCACCAACACCAACGGCCUGCUCCGGACCCUCGGCAUCGAGAGCGCCACCGUCAUGGGCCACUCGCUCGGCGGCAUGCUCACCACCCGCUACGGCCUCAUGUUCCCCGACCAGGUCGACGAGAUGGUCCUCGUCAACCCCGUCGGCCUCGAGGACUACAAGGCCCUCGGCGUCCCCUACCUCCCCAUCGACGACAACUACAAGACGGAGCUCGCCAGCUCCUACGCCUCCAUCAAGGGCUACGAGCAGGCCACCUACUACGUCGGCGAGUGGAAGGACGAGUACGACACCUGGGUCAACAUGCUCGUCAACAUCUACAAGGGCUCCAAGGCCGACACCUACGCCCUCAACCAGGCCCAGAUCGUCGACCUCGUCCUCACCCAGCCCGUCAGCUGGGAGUUCCCCCUCGUCAAGCCGCGCACCCUGCUCCUCAUCGGCGAGAAGGACAACACCGCCAUCGGCAAGCAGUGGUCGCCCCCGGACGUCGCCGCCAAGCUGGGCAACUUCGCCGCCCUCGGCCCGGCCGUCGCGGCUCAGAUCCCCAACGCCACGCUGCACACCUUCCCCGCCCUGGGCCACGCGCCCCAGAUCUCCCACCCCGAGGAGUUCCACGACGCUCUCGUCGCCUGGUUGUCGAAAUAGGUUGUGGCAGGAGGCGGUAGUGUGCGGGUGAUGCAUCGUACACACGACAGGGGAGACACUGUUCGGAAAACCAUGAUAUGACCUUGCAAUGGCUGUACAUACUCAAAAUGACUUCUUCCACGUCGUGAACACUAGACUCGGAUACAUUCCCUUUCCAAUUGUUGUUCCA